AUGGGUGCCGAAACAGUUCCAUUGCAGGAACGCCUCGAGCGUUGGGCUCAGAGGCUGCAAAACCUCACCGUCUCCCCGCUGACCCGCGACUAUCCCGACAACCAGAACCAGGAGCUACCCAAGCGGGCCAUCGAAGCUUUCGAAUCGCUCAAACUUCCCAAUGAGACGGCGUCAGCAGUGAAGAAUAUCUCUGGGGCUUGGUCGGAAUUCACAGUUUUCCUCACCGCGUUUGUAGUGCUCGUCGCUCGGUUGACCGGUGAUGAGGACAUCGCUAUCGGCACUAGUCUUGGUGACGAUGGCCGUCCUUUUGUCUUGAGAGUCCCAAUUGAUCCCUCAGAGACUUUUUUACAGCUAUAUGCCAAGGUUCAGAAGGCCUACGAUGAAGGGUCCGCCGAAAUCGUGCCAUUGGGCAGUCUACGAUCCUAUAUUCAGGAGAAAUCACAAUCCGAGAGAACGCCUGUCCUCUUCCGAUUCGCCGCCUACGAUGCCCCUGCUGCAUCGCAGGAGUACCCGGCCAAUACCUUUGAAACGACGGAUCUGGUGGUCAAUGUGGCGCCCGCAAGCACCUCUGAUGGAGCGACGGAGUUGGGAGCGUACUACAACCAGCGCUUGUUCUCCAGUGCUAGGAUUAGCACUAUCUUGAGCCAGGUGGCUCAAUUGGUUAAGAAUGCCACAAGCGACCCGGAGACGGCAAUUGGGCGCAUUGAUUUUAUGACACCGGAGCAGCGCGCUCUUCUCCCCGACCCAACUGCUGACCUGCACUGGUCUAAAUUCCGGGGCGCCAUCCACGAUAUAUUUGCUGAGAACGCUGAGAAGCACCCGGAAAAGCUUUGCGUUGUCGAGACGAAGUCCGCCACUUCUUCUCACCGCGAGUUCACUUAUAGACAAAUCAAUGAGGCGUCAAACAUCCUUGGUCAUCACCUGGUUGAGGCUGGCGUUGAGAGGGGCGAGGUUGUCAUGGUGUACGCUUACCGUGGCGUUGACCUUGUCGUGGCCGUGAUGGGUAUUCUCAAGGCCGGUGCGACGUUCUCUGUUAUUGAUCCUGCGUACCCUCCUGAGAGACAAUGUAUCUACCUUGAUGUGGCACGACCCCGGGCUCUUAUCAACAUUGCGAAGGCUACCAAGGAUGCUGGUGAGCUGUCGGAGAAGGUACGCACGUUCAUCGAUGAGAACCUGCAGCUUCGGACUGAGAUCCCCGCUCUCGCGCUGCUUGACGAUGGUUCGCUUUUGGGCGGUUCAGUCGAUGGCCAGGACGUGCUGGCUAAGCAGGUGCCAUUGAAGUCCAAGCGCGUGGGCGUUGUUGUUGGCCCUGACUCUACUCCUACUCUAUCGUUCACUUCCGGCUCCGAGGGUAGACCCAAGGGUGUCCGAGGUCGUCACUUCUCUUUGGCGUACUAUUUCCCAUGGAUGUCUGAAACAUUCAAGCUUACUCCCAACGACAAAUUUACCAUGCUUAGCGGGAUCGCUCACGACCCGAUUCAGAGAGAUAUUUUUACUCCUCUGUUCCUCGGUGCCCAACUUCUGGUUCCGGCACGCGAAGAUAUUCAGAACGAAAAGCUUGCUGAAUGGAUGCGGGAUUACGGUGCCACUGUCACUCACCUUACACCUGCUAUGGGUCAAAUCCUCGUUGGAGGCGCCUCUGCCCAGUUCCCUACCCUUCACCACGCUUUCUUCGUCGGAGAUAUCUUGAUCAAGAGAGAUUGCCGCUCAUUGCAAGGGCUGGCCCCGAAUGUCAACAUUGUCAACAUGUACGGAACGACCGAGACACAGCGUGCUGUCAGCUACUUCGAAAUCCCCAGCUACUCGAGCAACGGUGGGUACCUGGACACCAUGAAGGACGUUAUCCCGGCGGGUCGGGGAAUGCUCGACGUGCAGAUGCUGGUCGUCAACCGCUUCGAGCCUAGCCGCAUCUGCGCUAUUGGCGAAGUGGGUGAGAUUUACGUUCGUGCAGCUGGACUUGCGGAAGGAUACCUUGGUUCACCGGAACUGAACCAGAAGAAGUUCCUUACGAACUGGUUUGUUGACCCUAAGACGUGGGUCGAGAAAGAUGCCGCAGAGUCGCAGGGUGCGAAUGAGCCCUGGAGAGAGUUCUAUGUUGGACCCAGGGACCGUCUCUACCGAAGCGGUGACCUUGGUCGAUACACUCCUUCCGGAGACGUCGAGUGCUCUGGUCGUGCCGAUGACCAGGUGAAGAUCCGUGGUUUCCGUAUUGAGCUGGGUGAAAUCGAUACCCAUCUCUCCCGUCACCCUCUUGUAAGAGAGAACGUGACGCUGGUGCGUCGUGACAAGUUCGAAGAACCUACCCUCGUCAGCUACUUUGUGCCCAACAUGAAUAAGUGGGCCUCGUGGCUGGAAGAAAAGGGCCUCAAGGACGAUGAUUCUGCCGAAGGAAUGGUGGGCAUGCUUAGGCGAUUCCGUCCUCUUCGUGACGAUGCCCGUGAACUACUCCGCAGCAAGCUUCCCACCUAUGCUGUGCCAACGGUGUUCAUUCCGCUCAAGCGCAUGCCAUUGAAUCCCAACGGAAAGAUUGACAAGCCCGCUCUGCCUUUCCCUGAUACCGCCGAACUCAGCGCGGCCGCUCCUCAACGCAGGCCUUCAGCCUUGAAGAACCUCUCCGAGACCGAACAGGCACUGGCUCAAAUCUGGGCUUCGCGCAUCUCCAACGUCACUGCUACCAUGAUUGGCCCUGAUGAUUCGUUCUUCGAUCUCGGAGGACACAGUAUUCUCGCGCAACAGAUGUUCUUCGACCUUCGACGCAAGUGGCGCGGCAUCGACAUUAGCAUGAAUGCCAUCUUCCGUAGCCCUACCCUCCGCGCCUUCGCUGCAGAGAUUGACCGCCUGUUGAGCGCCGAAUCCUUUACCAGCAACAAUGAGACUGCUGCGAACUCCACAGCGGCCGCCAACGAGCCCAACGACGAGUACUCCCGUGAUGCCCGCAAACUGGUAGACACUUUGCCAAACUCCUUCCCAACCCGCACAGAGGACAUGCUCUCCGCUGAACCGACCAUCUUCCUCACCGGUGCUACCGGUUUCUUGGGUGCCCACAUCCUCCGCGACCUCCUCACUCGCAAAUCACCUUCAGCGAAGGUAAUCGCUCUUGUCCGUGGCAAGAGCGCCGAGCAAGCCCUCGCGCGCAUCCGCUCCACUUGCCGAGCCUACGGCUUCUGGGACGAAUCCUGGACAUCCCGCCUUGAGUGCAUCACCGGCUCCCUCGGCGACCCCCGCUUUGGCCUCACAGACGCCUCUUGGGACGACCUUACCAACCGCGUCGACGCUGUCAUCCAUAACGGUGCCCUUGUUCACUGGGUCUACCCCUACUCCACUCUUAAGCCGGCUAACGUGCUUGGCACUAUUGACGCCCUCAAGCUCUGUGCAACCGGCAAGCCGAAGCAGUUCUCUUUCGUCAGCUCAACCAGUGUCCUUGACAGCGACCACUACGUCCAGGAAUCCGAGCGCAGCAUUGCCGCCGGCGGUGCUGGUAUCAGCGAAGAUGACGACCUGGAAGGUAGCAGCGUCGGCCUGGGAACCGGCUACGGCCAGAGCAAGUGGGCCGGUGAGUACCUCGUUCGGGAAGCAGGCAAGCGCGGUCUCAAGGGAACGAUCGUCCGUCCUGGUUACGUCCUAGGUGAUUCUAAGAGCGGCACAACGAACACCGACGACUUCCUCAUCCGCAUGAUCAAAGGCUGCAUCCAGCUCUCGGCCCGCCCCAACAUCAACAACACCGUCAACAUGGUCCCCGUCGACCAUGUCGCCCGCGUUGUCAUCGCCGGUGCCUUCCAGCCUCCCGUUUCCCCCAUCGGUGUCGCCCAAGUCACUGGCCACCCGCGCCUGCGGUUUAACCAGUUCCUUGGCGCUCUGCAGUUGUACGGGUACAACGUGCCGCAGGUUGACUACGUGCCCUGGUCGAAGCUGCUUGAGCAGUAUGUUAACAGCGGCGAGCACGACGAUUUAGAGUCGCAGCAUGCACUGAUGCCUCUCUAUCACUUCGUCACAGCGGACUUGCCCUCCAACACGAAAGCUCCCGAGCUAGACGACGUCCACGCCGCUGCUUCCCUUCGCGCCGACGCUUCCUGGUCAGGCGUCGACGUGUCAGCCGGCGCCGGUGUAACCGAGGAACUGGUUGGUUUGUACACCUCGUACCUUGUCUCCGUUGGAUUUUUGCCGCCACCGACAGAGUCUGGUGCACGACCACUGCCGGCUGUAUCGAUCACGGAUGAUCAGCGUGAGGCGAUGGCGGGUGUUGGUGGACGUGGUGGAACUGCUUGA
Molecule: messenger RNA, 4266 nt
Organism: Aspergillus nidulans FGSC A4
Lineage: Eukaryota; Fungi; Ascomycota; Eurotiomycetes; Eurotiales; Aspergillaceae
Gene: aarA
Product: L-aminoadipate-semialdehyde dehydrogenase
Exons: 4
Coding region: 1-4266 (1421 amino acids)
Biological process (GO): L-lysine biosynthetic process
Molecular function (GO): L-aminoadipate-semialdehyde dehydrogenase [NAD(P)+] activity; phosphopantetheine binding; catalytic activity
Source: RefSeq, a predicted model, not a curated record